GAGGGAAAGCGGAUGAGCGGAAAGAAAAAGGGAUGCGGCCGCGAUUUUCAGGGCCGAAUGCUGGGCGCUAUUUGGUAUACCCCCCGACCCCCAAUAAGUAUCACCAAGCUAGGCCUUGGGGGGAUUCCUGAGGCUGGGGACUUCCUGAAUCCGGUUUGGUCGAGCAUUGCGAUACUGAAAGUCUUUGGGACGAUAGAUGGUGAAGAAAUGGAGGUAGUGACAGAUUUUAUUUUCCUGGGCUCCAAAAUCACCGCAGAUGGGGACUGCAGCCAAGAAAUUAAAAGACGCUCCUGGGGAGGAAAGCUAUGGCAAAUCUAGACAGCGUACUAAAAAGCAGAGACAUCACCCUGCCAACAAAAGGAUACUAAGAAAGUUACUUCUUAAAGAAGAUGUUGCUAAGUUAAUUUAAAUUGACUGUAUUACUCAGUGAACCCUUCAGCUGCAAUGAGAACUCAAUAAUACAUUUUUAGAUUCCCUGCUACCCCACAAUUUGCCAAAUCAAAAAAAUUAACUUUUCACAAGGAUACCACAGAGUCAGUCUUCUUCAUAGGACAAUUACUUUGAUAUCUGAAAUAUUACCUGAAUAUAUUCUAUUUGGUCCACCAGUGAAAAAGAUGCUCCGCUACUGGGGUGAGAUCCCUGUUUCCUCCAGUCAGACCAACCGCAGCUCUUUUGACCUGCUUCAGCGGGAGUUCCGUACUGUAGAGGUCCAGGAUCCUCCAUUGUAUCAACCUUCAGCUAACAAGUCUAAGCCCACAACCACGCUUGAUAGACUUUCAGAGCCCUGUAGCCUCACCAUUCAUACGGUCCAGCUAAUCCAACAUAACAGGAGGUUGCGUAGUCUCAUUGCCUCGGCUCAGUCUCAGAACCAACAGCAACUGGAGGGAAUCAAGAUGGAAGGAAGUGAGCCUUUGCCAACUUGCCCUGGGUCUCCACCUCUCCCUGAUGACUUGCUUACUUUGGAUAGUAAAACACCCAAGAUGCCAUUCCAGUUGAGGCACAGUGAUCCAGAAAGUGACUUUUACAGGGGCAAAGGAGAGCCAGUAAUAGAGUUGAGUUGGACCUCUUGCCGCCAGCUUCUUUAUCAAUCUAUAGCUACCAUUUUAGCUCAUGCUGGCUUUGAAUGUGCCCAUGAAAGUGUUCUGGAGACUCUGACAGAUAUCGCUCAUGAAUACUGCUUGAAGUUCGCCAAACUUCUGCGUUGUGCUGUGGAUAGAGAAGCUCGGCUUGGACAGACCCCUUUCCCAGAUGUUAUGGAACAAGUCUUCCAUGAAGUGGGCAUUGGCAGUGUGCUCUCUCUGCAGAGGUUUUGGCAACAUCGAAUUAAAGACUAUCAUAGCUAUAUGCUACAGGUUAGCAAGCAACUCUCUGAGGAAUAUGAAAAGCUUGUAAACCCUGAGAAGGCAGCAGAAGAUUUGAAACCUGUGAAAAUCAAGGAAGAACCUGUUAGUGACAUCACAUUUCCUAUGAGUGAGGAGCUGGAGGGGGAUCUUGCAUCUGGAGACCAGUCCUUGCCUGUUGGAGUCCUUGGAGCACAGAGUGAACGCUUUUCAUCCAACAUGGAAACUGAGGCCUCUCCUCAAACUUCUGGUGGUGAGGUGAAUACUUCUCCUCUUUGGAACUUGGCCCCAGUAAAAAUGGAACCACAAGAGAAUGAAGAAGGCAAUGUUCAUGGGCACCACGGAGUCCUUGGUGGGGAUGUAUUUGAGGAGCCAAUGUCAGGCAUGAGUGAAGCUGGGAUGCCACAGAGCCCAAAUGGUUCUGAAAGCAGUUACGGUUCUCAUUCCGCUGAUAGUUUGAUGGGCUCUUCACCAGUUUUCAACCAACGCAGCAAAAAGAAGAUGAAGAAGAUGUGAAUUAUAGCUAGGAAGUUCUGAGAAUGUGAACUAAGUCAGAAAAAUUAGGACUGUUAUCAAGAAAAUAAUGUUUGAGCUGAUGGAGUUUGCAUGUUGUGAUUACUGUUCUACCUGAGAGACUUUCCAUCAGCUGAAGGUCUAGAUGGCUUUCAGUGGAGCAAACACCAUACAGUAACAUUGGUUUGGCAGAAAAAGAGAGGUGUAAGUGACUUUUGUGAAAAAAGAUCGACCAUGGAAUCUUGUAAACCAGUGUAGUUUCUGGUUAGUUGGAUUUUAAGUAGCUUAAGCAAUGGUGCAUAUUGAAUUAAUGAUAAUGAUUUAAUAAGUGUUGACAGUAUCUUUAACUUAAGAGUAGAAACUAUGGAAGAGGCUUGAGAACUAUCUGACAUUGUAAUGGAAAUCCAUUUCACUUUUGUUACAUAUUAUACUUUUCAUUUUUGAGUAUGAAUUUAUAUUUUGAAGACCAGGUUUUUAAUACAGAAUUUUUGUUCCAAUGUAAUUACUAUUACCGUUGUUUUUUGCUCAAAAUCAUGGCUAGUACCUGCUUUUUCUUUUAAUGAACCAACUCACCAUAUUUAGAAACUGGUGAAUUUUAUGUAUUUAUGGUUUUUAUGUUGUUUUAUGUUUUUAAUAUUUUUAUAUUUUGUUGUAUCGUACACAGAUUGCUUUGGUCUAUGAUUGGUGCAGUAAACAAACUUUAUGAACUAUAUGAAGCACUUUUUUUAAAAAAUGUGCAUAAUUUUUUAUUUUCUUUAUGCUAGUCCAGAAGGCCAAUUUACUCAGAACAUUCAUCCAGCUCUGCAUAUGAAAUCUCCUAUGACUGAUUUUAAAAAAUUUUUUGUACUUGCACUCUGAAUAUAUAAUUGAACCUAAGUUGAAUGCAGCUGAGUGUAAACUUUGAAAGACAUGACACCUUCAAAACUGUGUUUUUAGUUCAGUUAUUAUAUCAUAAUGUACUAUUCCUUUAGACGUUUUUGUUUGUAUUGUUGAUGUGCAAUGCUAAAUAUAGAUGGACACUUUAUUGAUCUGUGAAGGGUUUGUAUGAUAAAUGCUUUUAAUUGAUGAUUUUUUUAACCUACUCUUAGACAUCAUUUUUUAAAAUAAAAUUUCACUUUUUUGAUCAUCUUUUGAUUGAUUUCCUAUGAUUUGAGGUUUCGAAAAUCUUUUUUAUUGUACCAGAUAAAGCUUAAUCUUUAAGGUUUAAAUAUUUUGUGUAGGCUGUUGUUCAACCACUGACAUUUUAAGAAGUGCUUAAUUAAAAACGGACUUGAAACGUGGCAAGCGCGUUUCCUAAUUAUAUAAGAGGUUUCAUUUAAUAAAAAGAAUAAAUAUUUAAUGGAAAUCCUGCAAGCAAAGACUUUUAAAAUUGUUAGGUUAAAAAAACAUUUUGAAAUUGAUCAUUUUCUUCAAUCAUGUGUGUAUUUUAGUCCAAUAUCUUUUAGCUUCAACACAUGUCCACCACAUAUGUUAAUAUGAUCCAGGUGUCUAAUGGCACUUCCAGCAUUUUUCGGAUUUGUCCUUGAACAUUCUGGCAAUUCUUGUCAGGGGUAAAUGCCACCUAUAAAACAUCUUAUACAAAUUCUCUUUAUAUGCCGUAGACAUUGUCAUUUUAUAAUUAUAUGUCCAUACUUUUUGCCAUGCCUCUAAUCAAUCCCAUGUCCGAAGUUUUUCCCCCAAGCAAUCAUCAUCUCUUUAACUUGUUCUUCUUCUAAUUUAAUCUCUAGCAAAUAUCCAUACAAUUUCCUAAUUAAAUUGUCAUCAGCACCUGUUAAAAUCUUAUCAAAACUAGUCAAAUUGUUAAAGAAGCCUUCUGUUUUGGAAUCUUUAUCAUAUCUGGAGUGUAUUUGCGAAUAAGAAAACCAAUUCAUUUUUAUGCCUUCUAUUUCUAAUUCUUGCAUGGUUUUUAAUUCACCCUUUUCAUUUAACAAAACGUAUAGAUUUUAAGCCAGAGGUUUUUCUGUUGGGGAUUAUACCUGAAAUAUAUAAUAGAGAAUUAAAAUAUUUGAUGGUGAAUGUUAUAACAGCAGCUAGGAUUGUGUCUGCUAAAAAUUGGAAAAAUGAGAAAUUACCUUUGCAAGAUGAAAUCAUUAGGAAGAUGAUGGAAUGUGCAGAAAUGAGUAAAUUGACAUUUGAAAUUAGAGAACAAGAAGAUAAGCAAUAUUAUAAAAGAUGGGAUUUAUUUUAUCAAUGGUUAGAAGGAAGGAUAUGUUAGAAAUUUUUUUUAAAAAGGUUGUUAUCAAGAGAAGUAAUUGAAUUAAAUUAAUCUAGGAGGAUGAAAUGAACAAUGUUAUUAGACAAAAUAUUAAUUCGGGGAAAUUAACAUGAAAUGAGAGUAUGAAAUGUUAUGGCCAUUGUUUAAUUAAAAACUGACUGAGUAAGAGAGUUGGACAAUGUAAGAAUAGAUGAAUGAAAGAGAUGUUUAUCUUGAAAUUGUGCAAGAAAUGUGUAACUGCCCCACCAACACACUGUAACUGGAUUGAAGAGGCUUCUAUGUAUGUUUGUUGUAAAAAAUACAAAAAAAUACAAAAAAACCGUUUUGAAAUUAUAUUUUAUAAUUUCUAUAAGAUUUUUUUUGAGUGCAUUGGAACUUUUUAUAAAGAAACUUUUCAGAGCAAGCAAGGACAAAGUGAAUGUAUAUUACAAGAAUAGGAUGAGGAGGUAAUGAAAAUUUCAUGCUGAAAUUACCUUCUUGGAAGUUUCUGAAACUCUUAAUCUGCAAUAAAUUCGCCUUUCUGCUUCCAAGUUGAUGAUAAUGACUGGAUUAAACUUUUAUCUAUUGCUUCCUUCACAACUCUGCAAGAAUAGACAGUCAAUACUGUGCUUAUUGAAUUGUAUCAAAACUCACAAUUGUCUGAGGUUCGAAAUAUAACCUGGCAGGUACUGUUAUCUGGGAUUUUUGUUAUCUACUUUAGAAUAGAAUAGAAUAGAAUAGAAUAGAAUAGAAUAGAAUUUUUUAUUGGCCAAGUGUGAUUGGACACACAAGGAAUUUGUCUUGGUGCAUAUGCUCUCAGUGUACAUAAAAGAAAAGAUACGUUCAUCAAGGUACAACAUUUACAACACAAUUGAUGAUCAAUAUAUCAAUGUAAAUCAUAAGGAUUGCCAGCAACAAGUUAUAGUCAUACAGUCAUAAGUGGAAAGAGAUUGGUGAUGGGAACUAUGAAACGAUUAAUAGUAGUGCAGAUUCAGUAAAUAGUCUGAGAGUGUUGAGGGAAUUAUUUGUUUAGCAGAGUGAUGGCCUUCGGGGAAAAACUGUUCUUGUGUCUAGUUGUUCUGGUGUGCAGUGCUCUAUAGCGUCGUUUUGAGGGUAGGAGUUGAAACAGUUUAUGUCCAGGAUGCGAGGGAUCUGCAAAUAUUUUCACGGCCCUCUUCUUGAUUCGUGCAGUAUACAGGUCCUCAAUGGAAGGCAAGUUGGUAGCAAUUAUUUUUUCUGCAGUUCUAAUUAUCCUCUGAAGUCUGUGUUUUUCUUGUUGGGUUGCAGAACCGAACCAGACAGUUAUAGAGGUGCAAAUGACAGACUCAAUAAUUCCUCUGUAGAAUUGGAUCAGCAGCUCCUUGGGCAGUUUGAGCUUACUGAGUUGGCGCAGAAUGGAUUGGAUUUAUACUGCUUUAAACACAAUAAAUAUCACAAAUAAAUAUCAAAUAAAAUAAAUAAACAAAUAUCAAAUAAAAAUUGUUGAAACUGUAGUUUACAGAAAUGCUGAGGAUUCUUUUAAUUCUUGUUAGACUUUAUUCAUAGAACUACAAUUAUUCUUUCUGUAAGAGGAGGAAUGAUGGUUCAAGUAAUUUAAAUCUGUAAGAUAGAAAUACCACCGAUUGGACCACACAUUAAGCCACAAUUUUGCUUACUUUCAUUGUAAAGAACUAUUUCAUUGACUAUUGCAAAAUUACCUAGAAUCUUGCAAUAGGCUAAAUUCAUUUUUUGCCGUUUCUAGAUCUUUUCAGACCUUGCAAAAAUUCAGAGGCAAAAUGGUGAUCUUCAGUGGGAAUGUUGAUAAAACAAUUUAACCAGUAAAAUAACUCCAGCAAGCUUCUAGGAUUUCAAAAUCCCUAUUUCAUUUAAACUCCUAAAUUCCUAAAAAUGGAAGAGCAGAAAACAUCUGCUGUACCUCCUUUGAUGACAUUCAAUUUGUUGCCAUGCUUCCCUCUCCUCUCGUGACCCCCUGAGUCUGAAAAUAAGGAAUAAGCAGACUGAAAAAGGUCCUUACCACCAGCACAAACAAUGGCUAACAAGCAUUGAUAGUUGGUGUGAUAGGCCAGAAGAAAAACUACACUGUGGAUUAAUACAAUUCGAUGUGCCUUGUUUUCUUAUACCACAAAUGCUUUGUAACCCUAACAACCUGUUCCACAGGUUCAACGUGUGUCAAUUUCUAGAUCAUUCUCCUAAUGCAGGGGUGGGCAAUUAAUUUUUAUCAGGGGCCGCAUGAGAAGCCUGAAUUGUGUCAGAGGGCCACCAACUUUCUUUCAUUGUAAAAUACUUAAAUUAAAUAUUUUGAAUAGCUGGUACUGAUAAUCAGAAGAAUAAAGCACUCUGUAAAUAUGUAUAUUAGGUUAUGUGAAACUGUGGUCUAUUGGUUAAAUAAGAAAAACAAUUAUUGAACCAGUGCAAUUUAUUUUUCAAAAUAAAAGUUAAAAAAAAAGUUUAA
Ahaetulla prasina is the source of this 6499-nucleotide messenger RNA. It is a transcript of the gene SUPT7L, whose product is annotated as SPT7 like, STAGA complex subunit gamma. Bases 615 to 1856 code for a protein of 413 amino acids. The transcript has 6 exons. Gene Ontology annotation, molecular function: transcription coactivator activity; protein heterodimerization activity. The record is from RefSeq and is a predicted model, not a curated record. NCBI's taxonomy places the organism in Eukaryota, Metazoa, Chordata, Lepidosauria, Squamata, Colubridae. Gene Ontology annotation, cellular component: SAGA complex.